UGAUUAUUUAGGCAGAUGCUGUAUCGGAAAUAUUCCAGAGACAAUCUCUCUCCCUCUUCUAUCUUUGCUCGUUUGCCUCGCCUAAGGAAACUACUUUUAAAGAAAAAUCAAAUUGAAUCAAUCAGUGAAAUGGCGUUUCACAACUCCACCCAGAUACAAAUUCUGGACUUAAGUUACAAUAAAUUAGAGCGAUUGAGAGAAAGGAUUUUUGAAGGUUUGAUACGACUGGAAUUGUUAGAUUUGGAAGGAAACCUACUCUCCGAUUUACCAGAUACAAUUUUCGAGAAACGUGACGACUUUGUCAAACACUUGUUGAUUUUUUUCUUUCAGGUAUUCAGUACCUCAAGCCUGCCGAUCCGAACGCUCGAUUUCAGCGGCAAUUCCCUACGAAGAUUAACGGAAAGACUGCUUAUAAGAUUGCAGUCCACUUUAGUGGAACUGCGCCUCGCUGAAAAUUUAUUAGGCGACACCCUAAAUCCAAUUUUUUCAAGCAACGAGUUUCAUGGACUCAAACACUUGCAAAUAUUGGAUCUAAGCGGCAACAGAAUAAAAGCUCUAGAAGAAGGAAUCCUCGAGGGGUGCGAAAGUCUUCAGGAACUUUAUUUAGACGAUAACAGUCUGAAUUCCAUUCCGACUUCUUCGCUUAACGGGCCCAGGGCAUUGAGGGCUCUCUCACUUAAAGACAAUCGAAUCGGUUCUUUAAAAAAUGGCGCCUUUUACAAUCAAAAGCACAUGGAACAUCUCGAUCUGGCUCACAAUCUUAUUGCCAAUAUAGAAGGUGGUUCUUUUGUGGGACUUGCGAAUCUAAAAACCCUUCGUUUGGCACACAAUAAACUUGCAAGGUUCAACAGCGACGUAUUCCAAGGAGCAGAGAAUGUCCAACUAUUGGAUCUUUCCGACAAUUUUCUCACCGAAUUUCCAUCAGUGGCUCUGAAAGUUUUUGCUGAACUGAGAUAUUUGAAUCUUUCAUCGAACUUAAUUCAACAUUUGGAUGGCGCCGAAUUAACUCCAUUUGCGAGCUUGUACCAUCUUGACAUAAGCAGAAACAAUAUUGCCAAUAUCUUACCGGGAACCUUCUUAGGGUUAAAACAAUUGAGGAAAUUGGAUAUCAGCGUUAACUCAUUGAGAACUAUCGAAGACGACGCUUUCGAAGGUUUGGAUAACCUGGAAACUUUGAUUCUUCACGAUAACAAUAUUCUUCUUCUACCAGCGUCAGCAUUUGGGCGUCUACCACACCUGACAUCGUUAUACCUCGAUUACAACAGGGUGGCGGCCUUAUCGGGUGACAUUCUUCGAUCCGUCGCCGAAAAAGUAACAAAACUUUCGAUUGCAAAGAAUGUUGUACGCGAAUUACCAUCGGGCACCUUUGAAUAUUUCCAACAACUCCAAGAAUUAGAUCUAACAAGAAAUCUUCUCACCACAUUAAACACUGAAGCUCUGGGAGGAUUGGAAAAAACUUUAAAGAAACUCUACCUGUGCCAAAAUCACAUUAGUGCAAUCACUGGCCCCCAACUGGCACUUGCAGCUUUGGAAGUACUCGACUUAAGUGAUAAUAAAUUAACAGAGCUGCCGAGAAAUGCAUUCGCAUCAUUGACGAGUUUAAAACACCUAAACUUAAGCGGGAACCAUCAUUUGACUUUUGUUCCUUCAGGUUUUCUACAAAAACUGACCCAACUCGUUACAAUUGACUUAAGUGGCACAGGUCUUAAAAUUUUGUCACCAGAUUUAUUCAGCAAAAACCGCAAGUUGCACUACGUUUAUUUGCAAAAUAACGAAAUCACCGAAAUAACCGAUAAUUCCUUCGCAAACCUUCGAAACCUAACCGUCGUAGAUCUAUCUUAUAAUAAAAUAAAUAAUAUACGACAGGGGGCUUUUGUUAGCGUGAUGAACAUGAAGAAAUUACUACUAAAGGGUAACGAACUGAACGCUUUCAAAGGAGAAAUUUUUAACACCGGCACAAGCUUAGAAGUGAUAGAUAUUUCCGAUAACAAACUAAACUACUUAUUCCCUUCGUCCUUCAAGAUCCAUCCUAGACUGAAGGAACUUUACGUGGCUAGAAAUAAAUUCACAUUUUUCCCUGCCGAACUCAUAUCGACACUGCAGUAUCUCGAACUAGUAGACCUUUCCGAAAAUGGUCUCAAAAACGUGGAAGAGUUUGACUUUGCUCGUUUGCCUCGCCUAAGGAAAUUACUUUUAAAGAAAAAUCAGAUUGAAUCAAUCAGUGAAAUGGCGUUUCACAACUCCACCCAGAUACAAAUUCUCGACUUAAGUUACAAUAAAUUAGAGCGACUGGGAGAACGGAUUUUUGAAGGUUUGAUACGACUGGAAUUGUUAGAUUUGGAAGGAAACCUACUCUCAGAUUUGCCAGAUACAAUUUUCGAAAGAGCAAGACUGCAAAUGUUAGAAAAUAUAAACUUGGCGCGUAAUCUUUUCGAAAUAGCGCCUUUGAAACCGCUACAGAGACAAUAUUUCUUCGUUACAUCCGUCGAUUUAUCUCAUAAUAAAUUGGUAAAUAUACCUGCCGAAGACAGCCUUAUGGUAAACAUUAAAAGAUUAGAUCUUUCCUUCAAUCCCCUUUCUGAACAAUCGGUAAUGAAUGUACUGGGCGAACCAAAAACGGUAAGAGAGAUCAAUUUAGCUGGAACAAAUAUCAGUCGAAUCACAAGACUGGAAACGCCCUUCUUGCACUAUCUUAAUCUAUCGCAUAACAACAUAUCGGAAUUAUCCGAAACAACAUUUGAAAGAACGUCUCUUUUGGAACAUCUGGAUUUGUCAUACAACCAACUUUCCGAGAUGUUUACGUCGUUUUCGAAAGUAUGGGCUCUACUAAACAACCUGCAGUCCUUGGACUUAUCUCACAAUCCAAUAAAAUCAAUUUCACAAACCGAUUUCGAAGGACUUGAAUCCUUAAAAACGUUAAAAUUGCACGAUCUCAACCAAUGUGACAGAAUCGAAAAGAGCGCCUUUAAAUUUGUACCUAAUUUAUCAAUAUUAGAGGCACACAACUUCCCGAAAGUGGGCUACAUUGAUGUUAAGGGCCUAUUGCAGAAUUUACCAGCCCUUGAAAGAGUCAGCAUAGAAACCAAAGAUCCUUCUAUAGGAAGCGAUAAUUUACAAUCAAUUUUACGAUCUAGACUGAAAGAAGUUGGGAUUAUGGGAUAUAGACUCCAAAGCGUUUCAUCAGGGACACUAUCAGGAUUAAAAUCGCCAGAAGUCACCAUAAAAUUUACGAAUACCUCAAUUAUUUCGAUACCACCAGCAUUAUUUUUCCCUGUACCCAGAUCGUCUAAAAUAACGUUAGACCUUGGAGGAAAUCAAAUAACUACCCUAAGUCCGCAAAUGUUAACUGUCCUGGACGACAGGCGGGGCGACUUAAAAAUUACAGGUCUGGAAUCAAACCCCCUUGUUUGCGACUGCACCGCCAAAGCAUUGAGACGCUGGAUUGCUACAACAUACAGUAUGGUCAACCUGAAAUGCACCAAACCGGACUACUUGUCCAAAAAAUUCUUUGUCGAAAUAGACGAAAAAGAAUUUACGUGCGACCCUAAAAGACCAACAACCCCACCUUCGUCCUCUGCUACCAAAUCGAAAGCCACAAACGUAGUAACAAAAUCGACAGAACCAGAAAUAAUUUGGUCGUUAGCACCCACAGCAAAAUCUAAAAUCAACGGAGGGAGUACAACCAAAAAGCCCUUAACUGGAGCUUCAAGUCCUGGUAACGACGACACCCUGAUCAUAGGAAUCGUCGGGGGUGUUGUUGCAUUUAUAACGGCUCUUAUCAUAAUAAUCUGCAUUAUACGAUUGAGGGCAACCACAAGGUACACAGGAGGGCCUGUGGGUGUAGUUAAUGGGGCCUUGCCUCACAGCACGGGAAGCAAUUGUGCCUGCAGUGUAAAAGGUGCCCCUAUAUAUGCUAUACCUCAGUACGGUCCUGGUUAUGCUGCUACAUUACCGCAUAAAAUGCAUAACAUGUCGGUUUCACCGAGACCAGCCUAUUCCACAAUGGGCCGAUCGCCAUAUGGUAGUCAAGCCUAUUACGUAGCAUAUCCGACAGAUGAUAAAAGUUAUCGGUAGUUGAAUUAAAAAAAGUGCGAUUUUUAUAGCUCGCGAAACUUAUUACAAGUAAUAAAAGUAACAGAUACAAUUAUCAUGUUGACACAACGAAAGUGAUAAAAUUAAUUAUCCCUCGUAAUAAAA
Agrilus planipennis (emerald ash borer) is the source of this 4197-nucleotide messenger RNA. RefSeq names its product protein artichoke. Bases 16 to 4074 code for a protein of 1352 amino acids. The transcript has 7 exons. Gene Ontology annotation, molecular function: protein binding. The record is from RefSeq and is a predicted model, not a curated record. NCBI's taxonomy places the organism in Eukaryota, Metazoa, Arthropoda, Insecta, Coleoptera, Buprestidae.